AUGACUAUCACACGAUCAAAAAGAAAAUUUUCAAGUAUUAAAAAUGAAGAUGUUGAACUAGAUGUAGCAAAUACAGAGUCUAAUGCAGAUUUUUUAUUGAAGACAAAAAUUGAAGAAAAUAAUGGCAUUGUAAAAACAGAGAGUGAAAAAGCGUUUAGAAAUAAAAUACCUGAGUCUUUAGAACUUCCAGAGAGUUUCAAGGAAAAGCAUAUCCCUGAAUUCACUACUGCUAUUAAUAUGAUAUUAAAGGAGGAUCCUUCUUUAUAUUCGAUUAUUGUUGCACAGGAAUUUCAAGCUGUUUUAAAGACUAAAUGGGACCAAAUUAGGAAGUCUACAUUACAAGAUUUCUAUCAGAGGCUAGGAAUUUCUAUCAUUGCACAACAGAUCAGUGGUAGUGCUGCAAGAAGUAUAGAAAAGAAAGUGAUUGCUCUACUUGGUGAUGAUCAAGGAAAAUUCCCUUCUUAUAUAAAAAUGAAUGAAUUGUUUCGAACAGAUAAAGACAUCAAAACAAAUAUGAGGACUUGUGGAUUAAGUGUAAGAAAAUGUGAUUAUAUUGAAUCAUUAACUGAUUUUUUCGUAAGCCGUGGGGAUGAAUUGAUGGAUUUAAUACAACAAGGAUUGCAAAAUGCAGAGAAAGAGGAUUUUAAGUUAGAAAGUAGCAAUGAUGAAGAAAUUAUCAGCCUACUAGUGGACAAUAUAAAAGGUAUAGGUAUUUGGAGUGCAAGGAUGUUCUUGAUGAGUGGUUUAUUAAGAGUAGAUGUCUUUUCUGGGGAAGAUGUAGGAAUCGCAAGAGGGUUUUCCAUAUAUGCCAAGGAUAAAGUGGAUAUAAUGCAAGAGAUGAAAUUGAAAGUUAAAGAAAGAAAUGUUAACGGUUCACAAGCUAAGAAAAAGAGAAAGGCAAAGACUACCAAAAAAUCCCAAUUAGGAUACUAUGAUAUAGAUGUCAUGGAAGAAUAUGCUUCAAGGUUUUCUCCAUACAAGAGUGUCUUUAUGUUUGUAUUGUGGAGGAUCUCCAACCCUGAUAUUUGCAAAACACUGAUGUUAGAGAAAGAAUUCUUAAAGAAAGAUAUGUAA
Molecule: messenger RNA, 1074 nt
Organism: Henningerozyma blattae CBS 6284
Lineage: Eukaryota; Fungi; Ascomycota; Saccharomycetes; Saccharomycetales; Saccharomycetaceae
Gene: MAG1
Product: DNA-3-methyladenine glycosylase II
Exons: 1
Coding region: 1-1074 (357 amino acids)
Biological process (GO): DNA alkylation repair; base-excision repair, AP site formation; base-excision repair
Cellular component (GO): nucleus; protein-DNA complex
Molecular function (GO): DNA-7-methylguanine glycosylase activity; alkylated DNA binding; DNA-3-methyladenine glycosylase activity
Source: RefSeq, a predicted model, not a curated record